AUGCAGAUCGCGAGGGUUAAGGUGCAUGGCAGUAGGGUGUUCGCGGUGCAGAGGGGGGCGGACGAGCUGGGCACGGUGGUGAUGCUCCGAAGGGGGCUGUGGAUGAAAAUCGGCAAGGGUUCAAGCGAGGUCUGGAAGGCCGCGGGACAGCUGCUCGAAGGUCUGCAUGAACUGCAUCAGAACAAAAUCAUCCAUCGGGACCUCAAGUCUGCCAAUAUUUUCAUCUCCAAAAGCUCAUACAAAAUCGGGGACUUUAACGUUUCAAAGGUGCUCAAGGAAGGCAUGGCGAUCACCCAGACCGGCACGCCCUACUACGCCAGCCCCGAAAUCUGGCGAGAAAUGCCUUACAACGAAAAAUCUGACAUUUGGUCUCUCGGCUGCAUUCUCUACGAAAUGUGCGCCCUCCGUCCGCCCUUCGUGGCGACCACCAUGGCCGAUCUGGCCAGCAAGGUCACCCGCGGCAGGUUUGAACACAUCUCCAAGAAAUACUCUAAAGAGCUGAAUGCCUUCAUCGCCUCGAUGCUGCGGGUAAACCCCCAUCACCGCCCCACCAUCGCAGAAAUGCUGCAGAAUGAGAACAUUCCAGCAUCGAGCGCCAUGAGAGGAAGGAGAGCAUGCUGCUGCGGACUAUCAAGGUGCCUAAAAAUCUACGGAAAUUAA
Molecule: messenger RNA, 660 nt
Organism: Hippocampus zosterae (dwarf seahorse)
Lineage: Eukaryota; Metazoa; Chordata; Actinopteri; Syngnathiformes; Syngnathidae
Product: serine/threonine-protein kinase Nek2-like
Exons: 2
Coding region: 1-660 (219 amino acids)
Biological process (GO): protein phosphorylation
Molecular function (GO): ATP binding; protein kinase activity
Source: RefSeq, a predicted model, not a curated record